This is a messenger RNA of Besnoitia besnoiti, 762 nucleotides long. RefSeq lists its product as uncharacterized. The transcript has 5 exons. NCBI's taxonomy places the organism in Eukaryota, Apicomplexa, Conoidasida, Eucoccidiorida, Sarcocystidae. The record is from RefSeq and is a predicted model, not a curated record. The coding region runs from base 1 to 762 and encodes 253 amino acids.
AUGGAAAGUCCCUUUGUGCGGCAGCGGGAGCUGGUCAGCGAUAGAAGGCGGCUCGGAGAGCCCGCGAUUUUCGCUGGCGAUGGAAAGGCUUGGGGUUUUCACGCUGUGCUGCAGGGAGGGAGGACGACCAAGAGGUGUUCGAAGGAGAAACACAACUCGUCCGGGACGCACGCAGUGUCAGGGACUGCCUCGCUGCAGUCGCGCCGAGAGGAUGCUCAGACCAGAUCACGACGGUUGCGUAUUCGGCUAUUCGGCACAGGAGCGAGGAGUCUGCGCCAGCACUCCUUAGUCGUCGCGGGCGUAACCGAGGGCGGCGUCACACUUCUCACCUCCGACUAUCAGGCUCUUCACGUCCCGGCUGCGCUUCUGCCAGACGGCCUGGAAGUCGGAAGCACUCUUCAAGCGGUUUUCGCCGUCGACUGCGCCGCGGAGGCCUCUCGGGUUCAACAGAUUCUCCAGCUGGUUGACGAGGUGUCUCUGGAGCUCGCCCGCGAAAGCAGCUCGCGCGCGGCGCUCUCCUCUCAGCCGCCGAGCGCCUCCAAGGCCUCGCACCGUCCCUUCUGCAGCCCCCUGGCUGCCCUACGGGCGCAGGUCGCCGCGCCUCUCUCGCCUGCCCGGAGCGUCUUCGCCUCGAGUCGCGUGGCGUCUUCCGCAAGCAGUUCGGUUCACAGCUCGGCGUCCUCCGUCGACAGGGCGCUCUCCAAGUCCCUCGGCGCAGGCUCCGCGCAGCCGUCAGCAGCGGAAGCAGUGGCGCCGCGAUAA